AUGAACGUGUCAAUCGAGCCGGGUUCUGCCUCGGCCACCCUCCAUUUCCCAACAGAUGCCCUCGAAGAUCUCCUGCUGGCCUCUGAAGAGCCAUACUAUCCACUCUCUACCCGUAUUCUGAUCACAUUUCUCUUUGUGACUCUUGGUUUGAUUGGAGUGGUCGGCAAUUUGAUGGUUAUCAUUGUUGUAUAUACCGUCAAAGGAAUGGUGAGCACGACAAAUUGCUACCUCGUCUCGCUGGCUAUUGCCGAUGCAAUGUUUUUCAUCGCUACGUUACCAAGCGAAAUGAUGUUGCUACAUUUAGAAGGGCAAUGGCAUCUGUUUGGGUCGAUUGGAUGCUCGAUAUUCGCUUUUCUGCCAUAUUUCGCUCUGACGGCAUCCGUGCUAUCCAUCACAGCCUUCACUGUCGAGCGCUAUCUGGGAAUUUGCUAUCCAUAUAAGCAAUUAACGUGGUGCUCAAUAUCGCGUGCAAAAACGAUCAUCCGCUGCAUUUGGCUUUUCUCAUUUAUCUACAAUGCACCGUGGCUCUAUCUGGCCACAGUUGUAGAAAUUGAUCCCGGCCAUCCAGAAUGCACAUUCAAGCUGGAUCGCGAUAAUUGGCGCUAUAAGGCAAUCUACCUAUUCGACUUCUUCACGUUCUACGCCAUCCCAAUGAUACUCAACAUUGUCAUCUAUGCAAAGAUCGCCGUCCAAAUCUCGAGAUGUGGCACCAUGAAAAUGAAGAUGAAGCAUACCAUCAAGGGCGGCGUAACAUCCACUGGCAAGGCCGAGACCACGCACACAGAUUUUCGCGUGUCAACCGGAAGUGGGCGGAACCCACAGAAGAAUCGACACGGAGUGGUGAAAAUGUUGGCAGUUGUCGUGAUAACAUUUGCUGCCUGUUGGCUGCCAUACAAGGCCAUGGUUAUGCAUAACUCAUUCUCGGAUGUCGACAACAAAUGGGAUUCAGAAACUUACAUCUUCUUCGCAAAAACAAUGAUCUUCAUCAACUGUGCGAUCAAUCCGAUUCUGUACAAUUUGAUGUCGAACAAAUUCCGAUCGGCUUUUGCCCAACUGCUGAAAGGGAAGAAAGGAAAAGGAUCGAAUUCGCCCAAGAAGGGCGUCUCUCUAUUGAAUGUGCGUCCCCAGGAGCGUCGUCGUAGUGAUGAUGAUAGAUGGACAUUGAGACAUGAUGAAGAUGAUGACGAUGAUGAUCACACUACAGAAUCCCCCAAAAGUUCUAUUAAAGCCACUGAAAAGUGUCAGUUGGUCCAGAAGAGUACUACUCCCCUUGUUGUCGCUUCCCCUUCGGUCCGUUUCGAACCGCUUACACCAUCAAAUUCUGAUGGGAUUAUUGUAGAGCUG
Mesorhabditis spiculigera is the source of this 1344-nucleotide messenger RNA. Lineage: Eukaryota; Metazoa; Nematoda; Chromadorea; Rhabditida; Rhabditidae. The record is from the annotation of a GenBank genome assembly.